Messenger RNA from Chiloscyllium plagiosum (whitespotted bambooshark), 1319 nucleotides. The record is from RefSeq and is a predicted model, not a curated record. NCBI's taxonomy places the organism in Eukaryota, Metazoa, Chordata, Chondrichthyes, Orectolobiformes, Hemiscylliidae.
GCUGAUCGCGGUCAGCUGACCUGAAUGGAACAGACAUGGAUGUGUCAGUUUCAUUGUUACUUUGUUGGUUUGUUACAGCCUACCCGGAACUGGUGAGGGGCUCCAGGUCCGACUCCCACAGGAAGGUGUUAGAGUACGAUGACGCAGGCAACGUGGCCGAUAUCUCUCAGGUGCCGGCAAGCAGCUUCUACCCAGCGUACCAGCUGGAGGCGCUUUCUUGGGACAAUGUCAAUGCCACCCUGGACCGCCGCCGCCUGACUGCCCAGCUCUGCGGCCGCAACGCCAGCGACCAGCUGUUCAGCAAUGGGAGCUUCAGCUUCCGGAUAGCGGCCUUUGAGGGCACGAGCCGGGACAUGGAGUUACCGCGCCUCCUGCACACGGCCAACAGCUCGCGGCUGGAGUUCCUCAUCGACGGGGUGGCCCCCCGAGGGAACCGCUCUCGCUUCGCCCUGGAGCUGUUCACCCUGGAGGGCCUGGGGGCCAGGCCUGAGCUCAGACUGCACCACAGCAUUGACGAUGAGUACACCCCCAGCAUCUUCCAGAUGGAUCAGCUGGUGGCGCUGGGCGAGAACGGGAGUACGAUUGCCAGCUUCCUCCAAUGGAAGCCAGUGGCCUACACUUCCCAGCAUCCCUCGCUGGCCAACUCUAUGCCCACCCGCCAUUACGGCCUGCAACCGGGCCGCAACCACAGCCUGCCGGCCUUCAGCAUUGCCUACGCCUUCUACGGUGCCCCGCUGCCCGGGGGACCCCGCCUGGCGGCCAUGAACAUCUCCUUCGGCGGGCCAGGCAGGGCGCUCUACGAACCUGGGAGGCACAUCAGCUGGUCGGCUCUGAUUGGACACGGGGAGCCUCCACAGGAGCGGUUCUCUGUCCUGGUGGUAGUGAUCAUGACUGUGGCCUUGGGGUUGCCUGUCUUGCUGCUGUUGCUGGGUGGAGUGACGGUCUGUAUCAUACACCGGAGACAAACCACCACCCUCUACCAGCCCGUCAACUAGGCUCCCUGGAACCUGACAGACUGCACCACCUUCUGCAUUGACCAGUCUCCUACCUCCUCCAGUCCAUCCAUAGUCCAGGAGGCGCAUUGAAACUGCAGGAUGUACCCUGCAGACAUUUUUACCUCAUUUUUACAAUGUUUAAACUGUUACUGCUUUACUGUGGCUGCUCCACUGUGAGUGCGAGUGUAGAGGGAGCUUUACUCAUAAUUAACCCUGUGCUGCCCCUGUCCUGGGAGUGUGGGGGAUUGGGUGGGUGGGUACAGUGUAGGGGGAGCUUUACUCUGUACCUAACCCUGUGCUGUCUCUGUCCCUGGGAGUGUUUGA